Camelina sativa (false flax) is the source of this 1366-nucleotide messenger RNA. NCBI's taxonomy places the organism in Eukaryota, Viridiplantae, Streptophyta, Magnoliopsida, Brassicales, Brassicaceae. The record is from RefSeq and is a predicted model, not a curated record.
UAUCUCUUUUUUUUUUUCUAAGGUAAUCAAAGAAUAUACAGAGUCUCUGGCUCUGCUCUGCUCCCAAAUGAUGAUGACGUCCUCUGGAAGCUCCCUCUUAUGGCGGAGCCGUACAACUGCCCCUGCUCUUCCGCCUCGGUCGCCGCCGUUGUCUAAAGCUCUCUCCUUUCCCUUCUCUUCUGCUUUAGGAGGGUUUAUUCACAGAGCCCCUCUUUCUUGUUCAGCUGAAAUCUCCUCGGAUAGUGCCCUGGCGCAGAGCCGGCCUGCCCCUGAUUUCAAUCCGUGGUCGGAGUUCGCUCAGAAUGUGUCUGGCGAAUGGGACGGUUUCGGAGCAGAUUUUUCACGCCAAGGAAAACCGCUUGAACUACCUGAAUCAGUGGUUCCAGAAGCCUAUCGAGAAUGGGAAGUGAAGGUGUUUGAUUGGCAGACGCAGUGUCCCACUCUUGCCCAGCCCCACGCACACACCUUUCUUUACAAGUCCAUCAAACUCCUCCCCACCGUUGGAUGUGAAGCUGACGCAGCCACCCGUUACACCAUCGACCAGAGGACCAUCGGGUCUGCAUUAGCAUUUUCGUAUUCUGACACUGGCUCCUAUGUCGCUGUGUGGCCUUUGCGUAACAACCAGCUAGAGGUGGAGCAUUGUCUUGUCAAUCCUAAUGACAAGGAGUCUCGCGUGAGGAUUUUCCAGGUUGUCAGCUUAGCUGAGACCAACAUGUCGUUGCAGAGUGUCAAAGUUUUCUGUGAGCAGUGGUACGGUCCCUUCAGAGAUGGCGAUCAGCUUGGAGGUUGUGCCAUCCGUAGCUCCGGGUUUGCUUCUACACCUACCACAGCAGCUUCAGUGGUUGCCGGUUCUUGGAGAGUUCUACUUGCUACCACUAGCUUUCACGCCUCUGAUUCCGGUUGUGUUCAACACUUUACUGGCGAGAAGGUUAUUGAGAUUGUUAGAGAAGAAACGGAUCUUCUACUGCUUCCGCAAGAGCUGUGGUGCUCACUCCAAGAAAGCAAAGACGGCGAUAGAGUAUUUUCAGUAGGAUGGGUGUUUGAGCCAGGCCAUGCUAUCACAUCCAGCUGCGUCUUCUCCAGCGAUUCUAAGCUAAAGGAGGUAACAAUGGGAAGAGAGACUGCUCUAUUAGAUAGUGCAGAGCCUUUAUUGAUAUUCGAUCUUUACCGGGAAGGAUCCAUAUCAUAUUUCUGCAGAGCUUUUGUAGCUUUCGCAUCUCUUGGGUCAGCAGCUCUAUCAGCAAUGAAGGUUUCACGUAGACCGUCAGUUUGGGAAAGAAUUCGAUGGAAUUUUACCUAGAAGAACUGAGAAAAGGCCUAACCUGUACAUAAUUGUGAGGUCGCCAUUUUGUCACUGUGAGACGGC